Molecule: messenger RNA, 887 nt
Organism: Drosophila miranda
Lineage: Eukaryota; Metazoa; Arthropoda; Insecta; Diptera; Drosophilidae
Exons: 4
Coding region: 66-872 (268 amino acids)
Source: RefSeq, a predicted model, not a curated record
ACGACGGUCUUGUGAACUCACUUGACGAAAAGAAAGAGCGAGAAGAAAAAAGUUGCCAAAUCAAAAUGGUCACCGAGCCGAAGUCCGUUGAGCCCAAGGUCAGCACCAAGGAGGCGCAGUGCCAGUCAUCGGACUGCGAGACUUCCCAGCAGGAGCCGGUCUCGCAAGUAAGCAGCCCGAAGGUCGCCCGUGUGGGGAUCUUCAAUGCCGAGGACUUCUUGUCGCGUGCUCAGAUGAACGACAAAAUCAACAACAUCUUGCGCUCGCCCACCAAGCCGCCCAACGGGGUGCGCCAGCGCUCCGUCUACACCAACAACCCAUCGCCGCAAGCAAGCUUGCGUGUCGGCAUGACUGGGGGGCAGCUGUCCCAACGCAUGAGCAACAUCUCGCUGUCCUCCGGCACGGACUCCGUGGGCCACAUGGAUCGCGGCAGCAGCUCCAGUCUCGCUAGCAGCGCCACCGUUGACACCAACACCAUCACCAGCGGCAUUUCCAAGGAGUGCGCCAAUUACCCCGUCGGCAGUCAGUCCAUACGUCCAACUGCCGGGCAUACACAUUUCCAACCCUCCCCAGUACGGGCCAAGGAAUAUGCAGGAAAUAGACGCUGGCGAAAUGGCGCACAACGGCAAGGCACUCACAGGGCGCUACAAUGCCACGCCCACCUAUGGCUUCGACAACGAGCAGAACUACUGCCUGAAUUCCCAACAGUUGCCGUCUCCAAUGCCCCCUCCACCAUACGCCUUGGCACGCGUGAGCAGCACACGCAACUUCGAGCUCGAGAACCACACACCGCCGGCAUGUCCCGGCUCUGGGCCCAUUGCCAUGACGAACGGCACCAUCCAGUUGCGCCUCCGCGAUGGCGUGCGAAUUGAUAUGACUCUGGACAA